Molecule: messenger RNA, 4124 nt
Organism: Mycena citricolor
Lineage: Eukaryota; Fungi; Basidiomycota; Agaricomycetes; Agaricales; Mycenaceae
Source: the annotation of a GenBank genome assembly
CCCACCACUCCCAUUAAGGCCAGACGCGACUGAGUUGUCUUCCAUCGUAAGCACUGGUGUACGCGAAGUCGAAAUUAGGUGACAAAUGAGGAUGACAGAUGCUAUCGUGCUUUCCACGCGCGUUACUCGUUGGCACGCACUACCAAAAUCUCAGAGUGGCCUGUCAUUCCAUGGAUUCAGCUGCCGAAAAGUAUUGGCUUUUGAAGGCUGAACCCGACACGAGGAUCGUCAAGGGAAAAGAUGUAAAGUUCAGCGUGGACGACUUCGAACAAGUAAAGACAUCCCCAUGGGAAGGCGUACGUAACUACGAGGCGAGGAAUAUCAUGAAGGACAUGAAGAUCGGGGAGAAGGCCCUCUUCUAUCAUUCGAAUUGCAAGGAUCCAGGCAUCGCUGCGUUCGCUGAGGUCUCCAAAGAAGCUUACCCCGACCACACUGCAUGGGAUUCAUCGCAUCCUUACUAUGACGCGAAAUCAAAACAAGAGGACCCGAAGUGGUUCAUGGUCGACCUGACCUUCUCAUCUCGAACGAAGAACUUCGUUCCGCUCGCUCUACUUCGUUUCAUCGCGGACCAAGCUUCGACGUCUAACAUUCCGCCUGGGCUCGAGUACAUCGGUGAAGAUGGUGUGGCUGCAAUAAAAGCCAUGGAACUUGUCGCCCGAGGUCGACUCAGCGUCCAACGAGUCACACCAGGAGCGUGGGCAGCGAUCUCUUUACUCGCAGAAAACGGCGGAUGGUCUGAACUGGAUCUUUCUGGUAAAGCGAAAGCUAAGGCCAAGACACCCAAGAAAGCUGCCGCAGCAGCAGCCCGACCGCGGACACCGAAGCCGAAGGCCAAGGCUCCAGCACAGAAGAAAAAGCGAAUAUCGAAAGAUAGUGAUGGCAGAGAUGAGGGAGAUGCAGACGAUUAUGAAGAUUCCGAUGCGUCUGAGGUAGAAGUCAUGUCAAAGACGACUAGUGCACGGCGUAAGCGUCUGGCGGAGGACUAUCAAGAGCUUCCACCCUCACGGCGUGCCAAGACGAAAUAAUGGUUCUGUAAUGUCUACUCUUGUAAAGGAUCUAUCAGUAUCUGCCUUGACGUCCAGAGGUUCUGGGCCGGUCUGUCGGCAGCUUGCAUUUGGUCAGAACCACUCGACGCUCUCGAGCUGCUCCUACAACGCAGGCCUACAUAAGAGUUUGAUUUCAUCAAAUCUAGCCCGUUUUCAUGAAUCUUUGUGACAACAUCACUCCGAAAUGUCUCAAAAAGACGACCAAUCUCAUUUCUCCAAAAUUGAUUACUCCACGGGUGUCAUUCAUCGGUACAUACCCCCGAGAUCCGCUGCAUAAGGGGCCCCAGAUCCUCGUUCUUUCCCAGCUGCGCAUUCAUGCCCGUUGAUACAACAGGAAAAACUACCUCACGCCGGCAGCCGCGCGCACUGACGGAGGAAGAACAGAAGGAUAUUGAAAUUAAACGACUGCGGGGUGAACUUUCGUGCGCAGAGUGCAGACGACUUAAGCUCAAAUGUGAUAAAAGCGUGCCGUGUGGGUCUUGUGUGCGGAGAGGAUGUCAGAGUAUCUGUCCCUGCGGCAUAUUAUCCGGUGGCCAGGGUACCCGCUUCAUCCUUGCAGACACAGAUCAGCUUCAUUCGAAGAUCGCCGAAAUGAGCCAAAGAAUCCGACAACUCGAAGAAGCUCUCGCCAUCCUGCAAGCCUCAAUAUCCAGCGACCGACAUCCAUUGCUUGCCACCGACCUGCUAAAAAUUAAAUUCGCGGCCGAGGCGCCAGCAGUCUCACAACCGGUUGACAAGGAGAGUGAGGAGCAGGGUAUCGAUGCACUGGGAACCUUGACGUUUGGGGAUUCAGGCGAGGUCAUGUAUUUCGGAAGGUCGGCUGGGACGGAGACCUUGCUCUGUGCAGAAGACUAUGAUUCUGAUAGCGAGGAGGAACAAACGGAUUCGGAACUGCCUCGGUCUCUAUCUGCUGACAUCGUCGACCUCGACUCCGCCGAAUUUCCUUGCGGCCAACCCAAUCCAGAAAAGCAUGCGCGUCUACGCACCCUUCUUCCUCCGUUAAAGCAAGCGAUCGAAAUGUGCGAAGGAUAUCUGGCGCAUGGGGCUCUCUUUUUCCGACCAAUAAAGCGGGACGAACUUCUUGGGACGUUUAUGCAAUCUAUAUAUGCGAACACUCUCGACGACCCACACAGCCUUGCUACUCUCUUCUUUAUAUUCGCCGUCGCCUCUUUGCUGGAUAUGAAGCUCCCGCCAUUCAGUGCGGAAGCUGAGCGUUUUUACCAUGGGGGAAAGGCCGCAUUAGGUCUGCGAGCUAUCUACGAUGCGCCGCGAGUGGACACUGUGCGUGCAGUGGGCAUGAUGGCAACCUACCAUAGUUUGGCUGGGAAGAAGUACUCUCGAGACAGUGCUUGGUGUUUGAUGAGCAUCGCCUCCAAGGUGGCUCAGAGUAUUGGGCUUCAUCGUGAUUGUGCUCGGUGGAAUAUGGACCCUGGCACCGUUCAGCAGCGACGUAGACUGUUCUGGGAUGUAUUUGCAGCUGAUGUGUCUCAUGCAAGGCAUUCUCACGUCUUAGGGGAUCUCGCGCUGAUGUCUAUCAGAGUCUCGCAAUGGGCCGGCCACCAUCGAUUCCUCUCGCCUACGUUGAUUGUGAAUAUCCAGAAGACGAAGAGUCUUCACUAACUGAUCUUGGCGAGAUCCAACCCGGAUUCUGGCAGUCGAAAUACAUCUUCAAUCGGGAUAUAUGGGUUGGUGUAGCAGAGGCAACACUGUCUGCGAAGGUGCCAGGUUAUUCGCGCGUCCUCGAGCUCGAUCGACGAGUUAGGGAACUCAGUGUGCCGGACUCUUUCAAACCAUACGCCACUCGAGCUGAUGGGGAAGAGUUGUAUCACUCCACUGAAGCUAGCUUACGGGGCUUUUACGGAAGCCAAUACCGAACCGUUACUAUGAUAUAUCUCCAUAGAAGUUUCUUCGCACAGGCGAUCCUCGAUUUUCCAUCGAACCCACUUCGAAGUCCGUAUGCGACGUCUUUCCUGACAGCUUACCGAUCAGCGAGUGUUGUGAUCAAGGCCACUGCAUACUACUUUGACCGCAGUCACGAAAUGGCUAUGAGGGCAUGGUUUCUAUUGCAUCACACGUUCUCCGCCGCCGUCAUCGCUGGGACAAUCGUUACCCUGGCUCCUCAGUCGAAUGUGGCAUCCAGUGCGCUGCUGGAUCUAGGGCUGGCGGUGGAAUUGUUCCAAAGGUCGGCCAAUCGGUCACACAGGGCAAAACUGGCAUCUGGAGUUUUGAUCAAGCUGAAAGAUCGUGCCGUACUGGCCUACACCCAGCACUCCCAAGUGCCAUCUCCUACUGGAGUUCCAUCGCUCGGAACAGACGAGCUGGCGAUCUUUGGUGGUCAGAAACGUGUUCUAGCCCUGAAACCCAAGCACAAGCGCAAAAGCCAGACCCCCCGUAGUCCUGCGUCGCAACCUAGCCCGACAGCAAUGUCGCUGAGUGUCAGCAGCACUGGUGACGAAUUCUCGUGGUUGGACGAAUUGAUCGCCGUCAAUCCAGCGACGUCAUCGAGCCAAGAUCUGAACAUGUCCUUCGCCGGUAUCCCAGAGGACAUAUACAAUAUGUUGUAUCCCAGCUCGAGCUCCAGCGUGAUGCAGCCGAAUAUUCCCAUGGAGACCGAAGCGAAUCCUGCUUUGCUGGAUCCCAAUUUAUUCUCAAAUCCCGGGUACUAUGGUUAUGGGCACAGCUCGGGUCAAGGCGGUGCAAUGGUAGAGCUGGGACUGACUAGUGAAUCUGGAAUGGACGACGGGUGGUCUUCGUUUAUCCAGCAGUGCGGUGUCACGCUGGGCGAAAGUCCUCCGACAGGGGCAAGUAUGUGAACCCCAGUUUCUGUCGUUGCCUGCGCAUGUAAUGUUAUGUUUUGUAUUUUUACCAGUUGCGAGGAUGGCGAUUCUGUAAAUUGUGCCUGCCAAUACAUAAACGUGCUGUUUGUACGUGACUUACCUGGCUCGCUCGUUUCCAUGGAUCUCCGCAUUGGUUGUUCUGUAUCUUGUCGAUGUCUGCACCUUCAUUUCCUUCACUUCCACCGACUUGCGGCCCAGUGACCCCAGUCGAAGCAUGCACAUUGCAGGACCUCGCUAGCCG